UUCUUUCUUACAACGUCCGUCCGAGAAUCUGCACUCGAUUCCUCUGUUCUCAUCUCCCCAUUAGAGUUUUCUCUACUGAUUAAACUCCCUUCCGCCCAUCCGGUUCGGCAGAGCAAUGGGUCAUCUGUGGACUGUCCUCACGCACGCUCACUCCCUCGCCGGGCCGGUGCUGAUGCUGCUCUAUCCUCUGUACGCGUCUGUGAUGGCCAUAGAGAGCACCUCCAAAGGAGAAGAUGAGCAGUGGCUGGCUUACUGGAUCCUCUAUUCCUUCCUCACCCUCGUCGAGAUGCUCUUCCGGUCUCUUCUUGAGUGGGUACCCGUAUGGUACGAUGUGAAGCUCAUCUUGGUGGCGUGGCUGGUCCUACCUCAGUUUAAUGGCGCGGCUUUCCUGUACAAGAAACUCGUGCGAGAGCGCAUCCUGAAGAGGCACCCCAAGCCCUCCUCCCUUACCUCCUCCCCCAUUGGCAAACCCAAGUCCGAGAACUAGUUCGUCGACUUCAUCACCCACAAGAAAGUAAAAGUCUUUUAACAUCACGGCCUCUGCCUUCUUUCCCCUUUUCUACUUUCAUAUAUAUAUAUACAGCUUUUGCUAACCGAAAGUGUGCAAGUUUGCCUUGGCCAGGGGGAGCAAGGGGCGUAUUGAUUGGAGUAGGUGUCUCGGAUUCCCAGCGAUUCUGUCCUUUACACGCGAGAGCUUGCUGUGCUUUUUAUGUUAUGCAUCCUGUACAGCUCUACUGAUCGAAAGGCUUUAAUAGUACCUCAGCUUCUUCGAUGA
Syzygium oleosum is the source of this 775-nucleotide messenger RNA. RefSeq names its product HVA22-like protein e. NCBI's taxonomy places the organism in Eukaryota, Viridiplantae, Streptophyta, Magnoliopsida, Myrtales, Myrtaceae. The transcript is spliced from 4 exons. The record is from RefSeq and is a predicted model, not a curated record. The coding region runs from base 116 to 487 and encodes 123 amino acids.